AUAUUGAGGGGGGAAGCUAAUGCAAAUGCCUGAGUAGAAAAAUUGCGGCAAAUUUCUGUCCCUGAAGAUUUAUAAACUUCCGGACAAGCAAACGCUACGCUGUUGGAUUCAUACGAACCAAAUCUCGCAGCUCUCUUGGCGAGAAAUUGAGAAGCAAUCGCAGUCUCAGUUGGUGGUGCUGGGACGUCGAACAUGGCGGGAAAGCAAGUUGCCGGCACCGGUCUGCCGGAGAGCAUCGCAGGAAUGUCGAAGAAUCAACUCUAUGAUAUCAUGUCUCAAAUGAAGACACUGAUUGAACAGAAUCAGCAGCAGGCGAAACAAAUUCUCAUCCAAAAUCCGCUCUUGACCAAAGCUCUUUUCCAGGCGCAGAUUAUGCUUGGGAUGGUUAGGCCUCCUCAGAUUCCAAGCAUCCAGCCUUCAACCUCGCAUCAUUCUCAGCCAUCAACACAUACAACUCAUCAGUCAAAUAUUCAGCCUACUCAAACACCAGCAGGUCAAAUAAGUUUGCAAGAACAAACGAAUGCACCACCAUUGGCCCCUCCUAGAAAACAAUAUCAGAAUCAACCAUCAAUGCCUAUCUCAUCAACUACUCUUCCUACAGUGAACGUUCAGCCUCAGUCAGCACCUCUGAUUCCCCUGCAGACACCACAGCAUCCCAAGGGAUUUGAGAUGCACCAAGCAAAUCCCAUUUCUGUUCCACAACCCUCUCAAGUUCCAAGCGUACCUCCAGUUCUACCGUCUGCUGCACAGCCACCUUUACUUCAUCAACCCCAGAUUUCAACUGCUUCCGUACAGCUGCAGCAGCCAUUACAAACAGCUGAAAUUCCCCACCUGCCACUACAGGCACCACUACCCCCACAGUCCAGAGCACCUACGGGUCCAAAUUUCCAUCAGCACUACCCCCAACAAGUGGGGCACAAUAUGAAUUACCAACCUGCCGGCAUCCCACAGCAUGUUUCACAGCCCAUGUUUCAUGUAGGUACCAAACUUCCUCCUGGUAUAGGAAAUUCAUUUCCCCCUCAGGGACAGUCAGCAGUUCCUAGUCAGCCACCCCCUCAAUCAAUGUAUCAGGCUGGAGGUUCUAAAUUAGGUACAGAGUUCAUGAAUCAAGUUGGAACUUCAAAGCCUGCGGACAGAGGGCCUUGGAUGCCUGGCCCUCCAGAGAAUCCUACACUACCACAGCAGCUCUCCGGACCACCACCAUCAGUCCCUGGUCAGAUGGGCCCUGGCAAUCAGCCUCGUCCUGCACCACCGUUGAGCCAAGAAAUGGAGAAGAUGCUACUUCAACAAGUCAUGAGUCUCACACCGGAACAAAUCAAUCUCCUGCCUCCAGAGCAAAGAAAUCAAGUGUUUCAACUACAGAAGAUACUGCGCCAAUGAAAAAUGUUCUGGAAGGGAAGCAGGCUUCUCUUGAUUUCCUCCCUUCCCUUCCCCUCCCCCUUUCUUAACUCUUGCAUCAUUGAUCGUGCUCAGAUUGAUUUUUAGGCUGCUAUGGGAGUGUUUUGACUUUGUCUUUGUAUCUGUAACUUUUUGCUUCUCGUCUAUCUAUGCGAGUAUUUUUAUGCUA
Momordica charantia (bitter melon) is the source of this 1567-nucleotide messenger RNA. RefSeq names its product hydroxyproline-rich glycoprotein family protein (gene ESP1). Gene Ontology annotation, biological process: mRNA 3'-end processing. Lineage: Eukaryota; Viridiplantae; Streptophyta; Magnoliopsida; Cucurbitales; Cucurbitaceae. The record is from RefSeq and is a predicted model, not a curated record.